AUGUUUGUUGGUGAUGAUGAUUAUUAUUUUGAUGAUGAUGAGCAUGAAGAUCAUGGUGAUGAUGAUGAUCUUGAUGAUGAUAAUGAUGAUGCUGAUACCAUAUCAUCAGCAGCAAAAGCAAUUGAUGAUGAUGAAAAUGAUGAUGUUGGUAAUGGUUAUGUGGAUGCUGAUGGUGCUAUAGAAAUGGUGGAGGUGAUGGCGGCGAUAACGAUGCUAUCCAUAGCACUGUUUUCAUACGAUGCUAUCAAAAUAAAAGCUACAGUUUUGAUGUAA
Messenger RNA from Enterobius vermicularis (human pinworm), 273 nucleotides. Lineage: Eukaryota; Metazoa; Nematoda; Chromadorea; Rhabditida; Oxyuridae. The record is from the annotation of a GenBank genome assembly.